AUGGCCGACCUCGGGAAGAAGUACUGCGUUAACUGCUUGGCAGAUGUAACGAACCUUCGUCUUCGUUGCACAGAUUGCCAGGACAUUGAACUCUGUCCGGAGUGCUUUUCUGCAGGGGCCGAAAUCGGAAAUCACCGGCGAUGGCACGGAUAUCAGCAAGUGGACGGUGGCCGUUUUACUCUUUGGGGUCCCGAAGCAGAGGGAGGUUGGACCAGCAGGGAAGAGCAGUCGCUACUCGAUGCGAUCGAGCAGUAUGGAUUUGGAAACUGGGAGGACAUGGCCGCUCAUGUGGGAGCCUCAAGGACCCCUCAGGAGGUCAUGGACCACUAUGUGAACAUGUACAUCCACGGCAACCUGGGCAAGGCCUGCAUCCCGGACAGCAUCCCAAACCGCGUGACUGACCACACUUGCCCGAGCGGGGGUCCCCUGUCCCCCAGCCUGACCACCCCGCUGCCCCCGCUGGACAUCUCCGUGGCCGAGCAGCAGCAGCUGGGCUACAUGCCGCUGCGGGACGACUACGAGAUCGAGUACGACCAGGACGCCGAGAAGCUCAUCAGCGGCCUGUCCGUCAACUACGACGACGACGACGUGGAAAUCGAGAUGAAGCGCGCGCACGUGGACAUGUACGUGCGCAAGCUCCGCGAGCGCCAGCGACGCAAGAACAUCGCCCGCGACUACAACCUGGUGCCCGCCUUCCUGGGCAAGGACAAGAAGGAGAAGGAGAAGGAGAAGCCCGCGCCGGGGAGCGGAGCAGGCGGGACGGCGGCCCCCUCGGCGGCGGCGGCGGCGGGGGGCUCGUCCUCGGUCCCGCCCGCCCCGAAGCGCAAGAUCACCAAGGAGGAGCGGGAGCAGCGGGCGAAGCUGCGGGCGCUGUGCCAGUUCAUGGCGCACCGCGAGUUCGAGGAGUUCUUCGAGAACAUGCACAAGGAGCGGGUCCUGCGCGCCAAGGUCCGCGAGCUGCAGCGGUACCGCCGCAACGGCAUCACCAAGCUGGACGAGUCGGCCGAGUACGAGGCGGCGCGGCACAAGCGCGAGAAGCGCAAGGAGAACAAGAGCGUGGCGCAGUCCAAGCGUGGCGGCGGCGGCGGGGGGGGAGGCGGAGGAGGGGGAGGCGGCGGAGGGGGCGGGGCCGGCGGCGUCAAGGAGGAGGGGAAGGACGGCGAGUUCUCGGCCAUCGAGAACCUGUCGGGCUUCGAGCUGCUCUCCGACCGGGAGAAGGUCCUCUGCAACUCGCUCAACCUCAGCCCCACCCGCUACCUGACUGUCAAAACCAUCAUUAUCAAGGACCACUUGCAAAAGAGGCAGGGCAUCCCCUCCAAGAGCCGCCUGCCCAGCUACCUGGACAAAGUCCUCAAAAAGAGAAUUCUGAACUUUCUCACGGAGAGCGGAUGGAUAUCCCGAGAUGCUUCCUAACGUCCUCGGUAUCCCUGGGAAGUGAUUGUUAUUGUUUUGUGUGUGUGUGUGUGUGUGUGUGUGUGUGUGUGUGUGUGUGUGGGUGGGUGUUUGUGUUUUUCAUUUUAUUAUUAUUAUUGUUUUUUUUUUUUUUUUUACAGCAUGUGACCUCUGUAUGUAAGUUGUAUGUGGGCCAAACUACUGGAUUUAGCCACUUUUGGUGACUCCUUCCUUUUUUCACCAUUGAUCACGGUUAUUCUUGUAAAUGAAUAUGUACUUUGUACAGGGAAAAGACCUUCCUUUUAUCCAAGACUAAACAUGAUACUCAGAGCUAGGACAACAGAACAUUUAUUUUCCAGUGUAAUCCAAAAAGUCCUUUGUAAACCAUUACUGUGGACAAUUGAUACCUGGAAAUGUCUCUCUGUUUAGAAUAAUGGAAGCCUCUUUUUUCUUGUAUGCUUACAUAUUCAUGAGUAGGCAGUUCCGCGACUUAUUUUGAUUUUGAGUGAUAUGCAAUAGCAGUAAUUCUACUUUUAUUAUCAGAUACCAGACUCGGAUACAAACAAACAACAUUUUGUCUGCGAGAAAAUAUCUACAAGGACCUAUACCCCAGGUCGCUACAGAUGGUAGGGACUGAGUAUUCAAUGUCGAGUACUGCGAUCGGUCCAUCUUAUCAGUGCUCUGAUGACUUCCUUUCCUCCAAACAGCUGUGUGCUGGUGAUCAAAGUGUGAAGCUUCAUGAACCCCGAAAUGGCUAAUCCAAUCAUGUGUUAUCACUGAGGUACUGACAUAACAGUUUGAAGCUCUGAUGACAGCACAUGGUGAUCCCACACUGGUAAUGAGGUUCGAAAACCUGUUGUUUCAUCACUGUUGUAUUUAUAUCACUUUAUAGAACACUCUUGUGUAUGAAGGUGACACUUUACUUUAGAUAAUUGGAUGAUGUCCACCCUUGAAUGGGAUCCUAAGUGUGUUAAGGGUUUCCACAUUCUUGUUGUUCAUUUUCCAGCACCUCUGGAAUUUGUCACAACGCCCAGAAUCACAGUUUGGAGCAUAGACUUACUUAACAUUGGACUCCUCAAUCAGGAAAUGGUUCUGUCUGACGUGCGUCUGAUCGCUUAUCAGUAUGGCAUUCUGAAUUGAUACAUGCACGUAUGACCCAACUUUCUAGAUCCCCUUAAGUCAAAGCCACUCCUGUUAUAGAGAUAGGAAUUUUUCAGAUUUGAAAUGGGUGCCCGUCUUUCGUAAGUCUGUGCAUUGCUUUCACUGGAUGUGCCUUAUUGCAGUAACCAUAUCUGUGCUAGGACUAGAACUACAGAAAUGUCUGGAUGCUUGGAUUGACUGCCCCUUAUGGUUGAGUUCCAUUACUGCAUGGAUAGUCAGACGAUCAUCUUCAGUGUGUGGAGCCCCACAUGCUUUUGAGAUGGCAUUUUCCUACUUGGAAGCCAUUUUGGCUCCUCUUCAUCAAGCAUGAGCUGACAUGUAGCUUGUCAGCUUUGAGAUUAUAUGGGGUUAUGUGAAGGACAAGGGCCAUUACCAUCAGUGCUGUUGUAAUAUUGCCUUCACCGUUUCUCCUCAAAGGCCUUUUUAGGGGGUCUGUCCUUGGAAACAGUUUGACAGGAAACUGCAAGUUAGUUUUGUGGUACCGUUUCUUCCAUUAUUUGAGUGAAACAAUUUGUAUUUAUUUUAUUUUGAAAAAUGCUUUGACAUUGGCUAAGUGGGUAUUAAUCUUUUUAUAAAUUAUUGUAUGUCUAAUGCACAAAAUAGACAAAUAUUUGCCAAAAGGGGAAGAUUUAGAUUUUUUGUUCUGUUUUUCUCCUGCUGUUUCAUUGGAAGUCAAGCUUGCCUACUCAGCUGGUGGUUCUCGUGGUGAUUCGUCUGACUUGUGUUGCUGUUUAUUUCCUUGUGAAUCUCUGUACGGCAUGUUUAGUUGGGUAAUCUUUAAUGUGGGCUACUUUGUUGGGGAUCAUUAAUAGAGGGUGGCCGUAUUGUCUAUUAUGUUGCUGGGGACUAGCUAGCCCCAGAUUGGUUUAUAUCUUCCGAGUGUAUGGUCUUUGAGAAUAAGCCUGCUUUUCCCUGUCGACAGUCUGUGACGUUAUUUGAACACUGUUUCUGUGGCUGAGCCACACGGAUGCCGUAUCCGUCGACGUUACUUUUCAAGCCAGUGGGAUCUGUUUCAGAAGGCGUGGUUCAUCGUAGGCCUUGGUUGACCUGAGCUAACAUUAGACGGUCCAAUAUUUGGGUUGAUCAGAUGUUUCUGCGACGCAGAUGGUUUCGUAUGCACUUAUUUUUUUGCGUUCCAGCUCGACUGAUCAUUAAAAAAAACAGCGAGAAGCUUAAAAGAUGGGAUUCAGUGGGGUGAAUAUUAUGGAGUGAACAGAUAUUAUGCGGUGGCUGUUUAACUUUGCAUGUAAGGUUCACUGCAUUUAGUGGAGCUGAAUGCCUUGACAGCCUUUUCUGUCUGCUUAUUAGUUUCAAAUGCAGUGUAGAGUGUAGUGGUGUAAAAAGACAUUGUUCAUCUAAUAUAGCCUAAUUUAUUGUCAGAACUACUCCCUGCCUUAGAGCUUUGGUCAGUCUGAGGGCGACUACUGCCGUGUGUAUAUGUGUUGUCUUUUUUUCCAGAGCUUGAGGACACUUGUAUUUCUAGAUGUUCUAUGAGAGAAAAUAACUGACAGUUUAUUUUUUAAAUAAAAUGUAUAGCUAACCCUAUAAGAGAAAGUUAUGGAUAUGUCAUGCCUCCCCUUCCUAUCAAAGUUAAUAAUGCUCUGGAGAGAAUCAGAGGUGCUUAUAGCCUGUGCUGGUUUGGAAGGAACAGUGCUAAAUUUGUUGCGUGCUUCUGCUUGUUGCCAUCGUAAUGUAAUCAGUCAAGAAUACACAAAAUCAUGGCGUUAAACUUCUGCAUUAUCCUGAGUCGCAGUUACCUGCCACCUUCACUGGGAAGGGUAAAGAUCGGCGUGAGAGUUUUUUGGCAUCGCUGCAUUUUCAUAAAAUGUUGCGUCGUUUGAAUAUUCCGUUAGAUUUUUUUGCCCUGACUCGUGUAUUUUGUGGAAGUCUCCCAUCUCAGGAGGUCCCGUUGAACGUGCGGCAACUCGAGGAUGCACCGCUGUUGCGGAACCCCGUCAGGAGCGGGAAACACAAUGGCCGCCAUAACGGUGUCUGUCGGCGCAGUGUCCCGGGCUUUGUUUGCUUUGAUCCGGGCGAUGGCAGAAGUGCUAUUUAAAUGUAAAUGAGGUGUGAAUGGCCAUUGGUUGACAAAGCGAGCGGGAGCACAAAAGCUAGCGGUGCUCUUCAGGGCCCCUCUCAAAACUGGGAUGAUUGUGACCCCCCCCACCCCCACCCCCCCAUUUCCGUGUAUGGUGCAUAGGCUAUAUUCUUUUUUUUUUUGUUUACAUUUUAUUUGAGUUGUUCUGUGGUGGGAACUUUCAUAUGUGAGGUCUAAACCCAAAGCCUGAAUGUGCGGGGGGGGGGGGUCCAAACCCCAUCGCUUUUAGCAUGGGUCCUCGCUGUCUUUCAGUUUUGGGAAGAAGCAGCCACAGCAGUCCCUCCAGGGGUGUUGUGUUUGUGAUCAAGGAAGGGGGCGGGGCCAACAGUUUGUCUAUGGUGGGGUGGGGUUGGGGGGGUGGGGGGGGGGCAGUUAUUGAAGGUAUAAUGAUCAGUGAACAACAUUUUUAUUUUUUGCCGGUCUAAAAAAGUAUUUUUUUAUCUGUCAUUUUCUUUAUGAAGAAAAGGUAUAAAAGGAAUUGUGCCAUUCAAAAAUGAAUAAAAAUUGCAUUCUCAGUUCUCGAGCUAUCAAACCUAUCAAACUGGUGUAACUCACUUCAUUUAACAAAGAUGUAGGCUACCCAUUGUGUUGGAAACCGUUUGAAAAAAAAAAAAAACAGAGUUUUGUCAUGGUUAGAACUUGCUUCUGUCGGUAUUAGUGUUUUAUCUUACUCCUGCUGUAUAUAAACGUUGUGUAGGUUUGUGAUGUUUCUGUUUUCUGUGCCGUGUGUGAGUGUGUGAAGCGCAUGCUUACAAACUGAGCCCUCACAGCGUACUUUCGUUCCGUCUGGGUUUCACGUUUCAUGAAGCUAUCAGCCAGUUGCGGAACCUCGACACAGAGAUGUUCACAUUUGCUUUUCCAAAAAAGCUUUUUUUAUUUUUAUUUUUUGCCAUCAGAAGUGUAUGCCGUCAACAUUUUGUUACUGUUAUUGAAGAAACCAUUUUUUUGUUUUUUUUAUUCCAUGUUUUGAGGUGUAAGGUUACAGUUACUCUUUAAUAAAUAGUCAGUAAACAGGUUGAGCUAAUUGUGUUAGAGGCGCACUUGUCAAAAAUCUGUACUUUGAUAUGAUUUAUGAUGUGUGGGUAUAUGAAUGAAGCAAUUUGUUGCAUGCCAAUAAAACGACGCAUGCUUGCUGCUCUGAUGACAUCACCGAGUAAUUAGCAGUCUGUGAAUCGCAGGAAGUCUGUUGCUUUUCCUGCGAGUCAGAAUGGCUUGUUGAGAGAUGUAGGCUAUCACAUGAUCAGAUUCUUUGUAUGUCUGAGUGUUCAGAGGAAUAACAAAUAGUUCAGAUUGCCAAAAGCUGGGUGCUCCUUCCUUCCGACUGCAGUGUGUAGAGGAGAUGAAUUAUCCUGUCAUGUGAUUGGGGCUUCAGCCCAAUGAUCAAGAUACACUGUGAACAUAAUCAUAUCAAAUUAUAUUUUUUGACCAGUUUUCCAUUUUAAUGGGCCUAAAAGUGAGUUCCUUUCAGAAUACAUUUUUCUAUUAGUAUUUUGGCAUCUUUGACUACACAAUGAAAAACAUUCUAGCCAGGUAUCAAAAGAAAAAUGAUCAUAAGAAAUGCUUAGGUAAUUUGGAAACUGAUUUCAAUUUGAAUUUAAAUUAUUUCUAAAAAAAAAACUAAUGUAAAAAAAGAAAAAAGUAACAACUGGGGUUUCCAUUAAAAAUUGUUUAUGUUAUUUCAUUGGGAAUUGAAAUAUUUUAGCAAAUGUAAAUAUGUUUUGUAAUGUAAGAAAAAAAAGACAAGAAAAUUACUAUUAAAAACUGACCUGUGAAAUGUAAAGUAUUUUAUUUCAGGAACAUUUUAUAACUUUUGUAAUAAAAUUUGAAAAAAAGAAAAAAUGUGAUAACUGUUUAAAAAAAGCCUUCCACAUAUUGUCUUAGCAUGCUGUAAAUCGUUCCUCUGUCCGAGUAGUAUGCCUAGGAAUGUACAAGAUGUUUGUAAAGGUGGUUGAAGAUAUCAAGGAGAGCGUUAAUGUCCUAUACUUUGUGGUUGCACAUUACAUGGAGUCAUUACAUGUUUUGUAUUAAAGUGCACAUACUUUUUCUCGUA
Molecule: messenger RNA, 6701 nt
Organism: Anguilla rostrata (American eel)
Lineage: Eukaryota; Metazoa; Chordata; Actinopteri; Anguilliformes; Anguillidae
Gene: tada2b
Product: transcriptional adaptor 2B
Exons: 2
Coding region: 1-1413 (470 amino acids)
Biological process (GO): chromatin remodeling; regulation of transcription by RNA polymerase II
Cellular component (GO): SAGA-type complex; nucleus
Molecular function (GO): zinc ion binding; transcription coactivator activity; chromatin binding
Source: RefSeq, a predicted model, not a curated record